AGAGAGAGAGAGAGAGAGAGGGGGGGGAGAGAGGGGGAGAGAGAGAGAGAGAGAUGGAGUAUAGAGAGGGCAUCCUAUGUGGGGCAGGGGAGCUGGAGUGGGACCCUGAUAUUGUCAGUGAAGAAGCAGGAAAGCUGUACUCAGAACUGCAGACGGUUGUGGGGACCCAUGGGGCAGACGUGGUGGAGUCCCUGGUGCCCAUCCUGGUGUGGGUCCUGGAGGGUCUGGCCAGCUCCAGAGCUCAGCUGAGGGAGAAGGGGGAGGAGGCAGAGAGAGAGAGGGGCGACCGAGAGGAGCUGAUGGAGAGAUACCAGCUGGAGAAAACCCUGAGGAAGGAGAAUCAGGAGCGAUAUUUAGAGCUGGAUGAUCAAAUGGAACAGGAGAGGAGGACCACGAGGGUGAGAGAGAAGGAGAGAGAGCGGAGAGAGAGAGACCUAGAGAAGAAAGCCAGAGAACUGGCUGACCAGGUGGUGGCCUUGGAGGAGCAGAGGUCUGCGCUGAGUAGAGACCUGAGCUCGCUGAGGAACACACACAACAAGCUGAUGCAUACUUACCGGGACCUACUGGAGAAGAAGAAAGAGGCUGAAAGAGAGGGACAGUUAUCUCUAAGGAACCAUGUGAGCCUUAAGAGUUCUGAAGCUUCAUGUGACCAGGCCAUGGCACAGGACGCUUUUACACACCAGCCAUCUAGCCCGAGACCUGAAUCACGCUCUGAGCCCUCCCCUUUGGAAGACCCGGUAACCAAGGACGACCGGGUGAUUGACACAGAUGUAAUGCCUCCGAGCGAUCCAUCCUUCCUCCAGGACCUGAUAAGCUCCACCCCCGAGCUGGCUCAGUUCCACGGCCUGCUGGGUGCCAGUACACCAACCAGAGAUCCAAGUGCUAAAGAAACCCACCCAGCCAAGACCAGCCUGGAGGAUGAGAUGAGGAAGGCGGAGCAGAGGGGUGGAGAGGAGGGCGACAGACAGGAGGAGAAGGUGGAGGCUGUAGGGGAGAUGGGCGGAGAGCAGCAGAGGGAGGAGGAUGGGGAUCGGGACAGCCUGGACUGGGAGCUGAGGAACACAGAGUCGGUGUUCUCAGAGCUGUCGGAGCUGAGCCGUGACUACGUGGAGAGCGUGGACCAGGGGGCCAGCGUCCGAGGUAGUGCCGACCAGUUUGAAGAGAUUCUUUCUCAGUACGAGGAACUGAAACGCACCCAGGAGAUUGUGGAUGCAGCUCGUAAAGCGCUGAUCUCACGCGUGGAGGAACUGACUAGCGACAGGUCGGCUCUGAGGCUGGAGGUGAACUCCCUUCAGGAAAUCACAACCCGAUUGGAGAGCCGCACAAAGGAGAUGGAAGAGGAUAUAAAGAGGCUUCGCAAAGAACUGGAAGCAUCUCAGUCUGAGGACGAUGCCUCUGUGCCCAUCUCUAUGCGGCGGUUCUCUCGGUCGGAGAUGGCGCGUGUUGUCAUGGAGAAGAACCAGUACAAGGAGCGUCUGUUUGAGCUUCAGGAGGCGGUGAGACGCAGUCAGAUCCUCAGGGCCACCAAAGAAGAAAAGAUUACAGAGGAGAAAAGCAGUGUUUGGAGCAGGUUUAACCGCUUGUUCGGCCUAAGCAAGGAACCGCUAAUCCCGACCCCUGCUCUGGCAAUUGCCAUGGCGACGUCGCCGUCCAUCCAUCGCUCGUCCCCUGGGCCUCUGCGACCGCUGGCGGUCAGUCAGACUCAGACAGAAGGGUCACCCCCUGCGUCCGCUGCUCUCUCACCGCGCGUCAGGAGGAGGGAGCUCUACAGAGACGUCCGCUCACACGUGUGGAAAGCGCUGGGAAAACACCAGAUCCACGGCUGGAGCCUGCCGCUGUCACACACACAGGAAUCCUCUGAACCUGUGCCUGAGCCCAAAGACGUACCUGUCCUCAUCCAGCUCAGAAUGCUGGACCAGAGAGAUGCUACUGCCAAGCUGAGCUGUGCUCUGGCGGUCACCCCCGAGAUCUCUGGAGAUGCGACGUGUGCUGUGUGGGCGGUGUCUGGCCCCGCCUCAGGAAGUGAUGUCACAGUGAUUGACCCGGCACGGUCCAAUACGGUGCUGGAGCAGUUCAGCCUCCCGCCCACCUCACCCGCCCUCUGCAUCUGUGCUGUGCCCCCCACUGGUGACACUUCAGGAACUGUGUGGAUUGGAACUCAGGAGGGAAGUGUGAUGAUCCAUUCAGCCACCAUACCCAGGAGGCGCUGUCUACAGUCCAUCUCUCUCUUAGAGGGAAUCCACUCACUCACGUAUUCCCAGGGUCGAGUCAUCGCUGGGUUAGCCGAUGGGACGCUGGCAUUUUUUUCUCACACGUCAGGUGGCUGGGAUCUCCAAACACAUCAGGUGCUCGCCAUGGGAUCCACUCCUCUGCAGCCUAUUCGCUGUUGCCUAGCAAAGGGGGCGGGCUUAUGGGUGGGCUACUGGAACCGGGUCCAUGUGGUGGAUAUCCAGAAUCAGAAAGUAGAGCAAACCUUUACAGUGUCAGAGCGCAGUGAGCAGCAGGUGCGUUUCCUGUGCGCGGCAGGAAGUGGUGUUUGGAUUUCAUGCCGGCUGGACUCCACCCUUCGUCUUUUUGAUUGGUCCAGUGGUCGACCCCUGCAGGAAGUUGAUUUGAUUCCUCUGGUCACCAAAACACUGGGUCCCGCCUUCCUAAAUCUCUCCACUUUACAAAUGUCUUCCCUGUCCAUCAUAUCAGGACGGAUGUGGGUGGGGACAGGAAGUGGAGCAAUCUUCUCCAUCCCCUUGUCUCUCACCUCGGAGUCCGCCUCCAUCCCAUACUGCUCUCUAGCGACGGCCCAGCUGUGUUUCCAUGGACACCGGCAAGCAGUUAAAUUCAUCAUCGCUGCACACGGUUGUGUGAGCAGCUCCCAGGGCAGCGCUCCUGUGUCCACCUCUCAGCUCGUCCUCAGUGGUGGAGAGGGCUACAUCAACUUCCGCAUCGGAGACGACGCGAACGACGGAGCAUCGGAAGGUACCCCUCUGCGCUCCGAACGCAGUCACAUGAUCAUCUGGCAGAGCCCCGCCCCCUCCGUACCCAGCUCUGCCCUCUGACUGGCCGCACCAGAACGCCAUGGAGACAGCUGACCCUCAACGGCCCCCCCCCGUCCAGAUCUGAACUCCUCUGAUCUAAAUCCUGCUCCUGGUUCCGGAUGUGCUGAGUUCACGGCUGGUGUCUUAAGGCUGCAGGAUUUACUAUUUUUUCCUCCUCAUCUCAUUCUUGUAGUCUGUGUCUGAGCCGUCCUGUUUGGGGGGAAACUCAAGCCUGUUUUGGUUCAGCGUGUGUGCCUUCCAACUGAUUUUACUGUUAUUGCCGUGGAAUUGGUCAGUGUAUUGUACAAACUGUUUGGAAACACAGUUUCAUGAUUUUUCUGUGUCUUGCUUUCACAAUGUAACCUGAUGGUGAUUUAAUCAUUAUGAUCAAUACACUAACAAUGUGUUCUUCAGUCAGUCAGUCACCACUUUAUUAUUUAAUUAUUUUCCUGGUUGUGUGUUUCUCCAUUUUGAUUUCACCUGAUUUCACACAUUUACAUCUUCUUUCCGUUGUAAUGACCCAGGGUUGUCUGAUGAUUCUAAUGAUCAGAGAUGCUCACGUCAAUGCUUACAGACGCAGUAAUAACGCUGCAGCUGUCAUGUGAUGCGGGAUUCUUAACGUCCAUUGUAAAAAAAAAAAAAACUGGAACAGGCAGAAGUUGCCUCUAAACUCUUGACGAGCCGUUACUUGCCAUAAGAUCAGGGCUUAACUGAUUGGGGGCUGGGGUCGUUUGUCCCAGAUACCGGUGAAGUUCCACCUGGUUGACUCUAGAUUGCCCUCUCUCUUCACACUGCAUGCUGGAUUACACUGAGCAGUGACAGCACUUUAUGAUUGCCUACAUCUGUACCGCAGUAUAAUGUAUGAGUGUAUGUGCUGUGCAUAUGUUUUCUCUGGAUGGGUAAUCGUCUUAAAAUCUCUGUGUUUUUCCCUAAAAAAUUAAUGACCUUCAGACCUAUCCUUUCAUUAAUGUGACUGGGUUGUUUAAUUUCUUGAUUUAAUUUAUGUUUUAAGUAGUAGUAGUUUGUAAUAUAAGGGAAGGUAUAUUAUGACAAGGUCAUUAUGGUGCUUGUGUCGUGUCAUGUCAGGAAGUGUCACUAGACUGUUCCUCUAUGAGCUACAUCCAACCUCUAUGAGCUACAUCCAACCUCUAUGCAAAGACAAUCUAACGAAAGCAUAUCACCAAGAUUUUACUUUUGUAAAUAUCAUUUUCAUUAAAAUCAGUUCAUGUGAAAGUG
Molecule: messenger RNA, 4268 nt
Organism: Hypomesus transpacificus
Lineage: Eukaryota; Metazoa; Chordata; Actinopteri; Osmeriformes; Osmeridae
Product: C-Jun-amino-terminal kinase-interacting protein 4
Exons: 27
Coding region: 54-3053 (999 amino acids)
Biological process (GO): vesicle-mediated transport
Cellular component (GO): cytoplasm
Molecular function (GO): kinesin binding; MAP kinase scaffold activity; JUN kinase binding
Source: RefSeq, a predicted model, not a curated record